AUGAUUCUGGAUAAGGCCAGCAUGGAAAAUAUGGAUCAGUUUUCUAAAAUAAGCUCACAGCAUGAAAAUUUGUUUACACAAAUCGACAAUCUUAACGAUAUUAGGGUUCAAAAUGAAGAUCAGAAGAAACAAUAUUCACCACCAAAGCAUGAUCAGCACGAGCCCCUUGAGGUCCCAGAGGAUUUAGAAGAGGUUCCCCCAAGUCAAGCCGUUGACCUUGAAGCCUCCCAGAAGUCGGUUCGUUCCCUCAACAGGAAUACACCGCCCAUGCCCUCCGAGGACCGAAUGCGACACUCCAUUGCCGAUAGUCUGAUGGAGAUUCUGGCAAACAUGACAAACCCUUUGUGCCAACGACAGUGUUUCGAGCUCUUACAGGUCAAAGAUCCGCUACAGGCACGCUGUCGGAUCCUCGCAGAACUGCAAAAGAUCGACGAGAGCCGGUCGAACCCCUAAAAAAGUGUGCCUUUUCAUCAGUUUGGUUUUCGUUAAGAGUUAAACAUUUAAUAAUAAAAACGUUGCGUGGCUAACAC
Molecule: messenger RNA, 530 nt
Organism: Drosophila bipectinata
Lineage: Eukaryota; Metazoa; Arthropoda; Insecta; Diptera; Drosophilidae
Source: RefSeq, a predicted model, not a curated record